Molecule: messenger RNA, 2558 nt
Organism: Dicrocoelium dendriticum
Lineage: Eukaryota; Metazoa; Platyhelminthes; Trematoda; Plagiorchiida; Dicrocoeliidae
Source: the annotation of a GenBank genome assembly
UCACUGUUCGCCUAUGAAGGUCGGUUUUGGAUAUGCCCAACCGUAGGAAAAAUGUGGAUUCGAACCGAAUCAAACGUUCGGCAAAGAAAACGAGACUUUCUGACUACCUUUCUUCUGCCUAUGUGCAAUACUUGGUAAUAUUCUUGAUAUGGGGCGCCUUGCUCUUGAUCAACCAGUCUACGGAAAUGCGCUUUGAGUAUUUUUGGCCAGGGUGGCUUUUUAUUUGCUCGAUUUACGAUUCGUUAAAGUAUCAAGGAUUGCAAUAUACAAUUGUCUUCAUCAUAAUUGUUGUAACAAUGGAUCUGAUUUGCUUUUUUCUUUUCCCUCCUUCUUGGAUUUACUCCUGUGGAAGCGCAUACGUAUGGGUUUAUUUGCUUUGGCACACAGAUCAGGGAUUGUGUUUUCUUACGCUGGCCUUCUGUUUCAUCUUUGUAUACUUUGAAAUGGGUUUCUACUCAAGAGAAACUCGACUAAACCACAGCAUUUACUUAUUUCGGCCUUUUGCCGCACACAGUAUCGGAUACCCCGUAGUGUGUAUGGGGUUCUCUAUUAAACGAUACCUUGACGUCCGCCACAGAAAGUUCAAGGAACUGGACGUUAGAAGACAAAAUAAUGUGUACUUUCGGAUCUUACGAGAUGCGGUGCCGUGUUCGGCGAUUGCCGACUACUCUGGUCAAUAUUCCUCCAUUUAUCUCCCGGAUAGCAUUAUUGAAACUCCUUGUGCCGACGGCUAUGAUUAUUCCGCUGCUCUCCAUGGCAACAAGUUACCUUGGUCUCUUUUCCUGUUGCAACAAUUUGGCAAGUCGCUCUGCCUUCGAUUCAGCCGUCUAGUCUUCUCUCAUUCUUCAUUGCCGAGCAAAGAGUGCAACGGGAUCUCUUCUAACUCGACUUGUCAUGCGUACCACCGGCUCCACGAUUUCACACACGAUUCUCACGGGGUGGGGAACGGCACACUGGUGACGAGCGGUACAGCCCCAGAUUCCGCCACUCGACGAGGCCAAACGAGUCACACCGAGACGAACCUAACGUGCUCCUCUUCCACCUCAUCUCAGGCGAACUGUCGUCGUUAUGCCGUCGACAACUGUCAGUCAUCGGUCGACGCUCAUUCCAAGGGUGGUACUCAACUACAUUCGACCAAAGGCGGACGUUAUGUGAAGGAAGACCCGAUCACUAGACUGGAGAAUAACCUGCGGCGCCUCCGUUCCGAUGUGCAAUCUAUGCGCGCUGUCGAAUCACAACUGCGCAACCAGCUGACUCAAUUGGAGCGAGGUGACCGGCUCAAUCGACUAAGUUUGUCCGAGCAGCGACAGAAAAAUGAAUCGCUUUCUGCGGAAAUCUCCAAGUUGACUGCUUUGACUCGAACGGAACGCGCCAAUUUAGCCAGUGUGGAGCAAAGUUUGGCGGAGGAGAAACGUUUGCGUCAAACACUGGAAGUUCAGUUGAGCGAGGAGCCCGUUCUCAAGGAGGAACAUGAUGUUGAUGCCAACGCUCUUUCCACCUUCGAGCUUGCCACUAGUACGGGGCAAGGAAAUUCUGUCCAAGUCUCAACUCCGGACGAUAUGGACACUAGUUCGUCUCAAUGCACCGUCGACCUGACUGAGGCUAGUUGUUGCCAACAGCGGCGAGUACUCGAGAUCAAACUAUCCGCACUUCGAGCAACCUCCCGUCAGAGAGAUGAACAACUUCGAAUAUUGUCUGGUGCCAGAGCACGUCAGGCCAAUCACAACCAGCAACAGCAUGAACUAAAUCGAAAUCUGAUGAUACCAGCAACCAACUCAAGGCAAGUAUUGGGUAGCAGCGCACAUGAGUCGAAAAAGCGCCUGAAGUCUUCACCACUUUCCGAUUUCAUUCCGGAAGAAGAUGUCACUGAGGAGGAACAACAACAGCCUUUGGAAGCGCGUUUACAGCGCGCCGUGUUGGAGGGCGAACGUUUGAACAGCACAUUACGACAGGAGAAUUGGAUGAAACAGGAGCUACUCACUUCCUAUCAUAAUUCGGUUCGCGAGAUAAAUGAUUUGAGCAAAACGCACAAACAGCGUGACUUUCAAAUCUUGGAGUUAACCAUGAAAAUCGAACAGUUGGAACGCCUCGCAUCUUCUGUCAGCAUGGAUGGACGCGUGAAUCCGGUUGGGUUGGAAAGGGACGCCGCUUCACAUACCGAGGGCUUCAGCGACAAGCCACCGACGUCUCAGGCAUUUCGUGUUCCGUCCUCUAUGACCUUCCCAUCCGUGCCCUGGCAACCGAAAGAUGCUGCAAACUUUCGAUUAUCUGAAUUCGCCCCAAUCGAUAGAACUUGUGUGACCUCUGUGCAGUCAUUGCGCCUUCCCACUACUCCAGGGAACCUACCUUGUCCAGAUUCCAUGCUGACUGCAUCGCCCAGUGUUUUGGAUAGCUCUCAAGGGAGAUUAUUCGGCCUUGCUUCCGGUCAUCGGGCCAUCCCCAACUCACCGUUCGCAUUUUCAGAGACCCACAGUUCGGAUCUACUCUCAAAGAGCAACCGCACGCAGACGGCGGCGGCGGCGGCUAAUGUUCAGCGGCUGUUCACCGAAACUCACUAA